Eremothecium gossypii ATCC 10895 is the source of this 321-nucleotide messenger RNA. RefSeq names its product U4/U6-U5 snRNP complex subunit LSM8 (gene LSM8). Gene Ontology annotation, cellular component: U6 snRNP; U4/U6 x U5 tri-snRNP complex. Lineage: Eukaryota; Fungi; Ascomycota; Saccharomycetes; Saccharomycetales; Saccharomycetaceae. The coding region runs from base 1 to 321 and encodes 106 amino acids. Gene Ontology annotation, molecular function: RNA binding. Gene Ontology annotation, biological process: mRNA splicing, via spliceosome. The transcript has a single exon. The record is from RefSeq and is marked provisional.
AUGUCACCGUUGUUGAAGGAGUAUCUAGGCCGCCGGGUCGUGGUGGUUACCACGGACGGGGGCUGUCUGGUGGCCACGCUGGAGGGCUUCGACAAGACCGCCAACCUCCUGCUGUCGGACGUCAGACAGCGCGCCACCGGCGAGGGCCUGGCGGCGGCGUUCCUCCUACAGGGCUCGCAGAUCGUGUGCUGCGGCCCGCUGGAGGGCGGCGGGCCCGAGCAGGAGCCCCAGGCGGCGGCGCUGCGCGACACGCGCAACGUCGUCGCGCGGGAACACGACAUCUGGGCGCGGGCGUGGCAGGCGCGGCAGGCGCGCGAGUAG